Austrofundulus limnaeus is the source of this 2022-nucleotide messenger RNA. It is a transcript of the gene hoxa11a, whose product is annotated as homeobox A11a. The record is from RefSeq and is a predicted model, not a curated record. Gene Ontology annotation, biological process: regulation of transcription by RNA polymerase II; anatomical structure development. The coding region runs from base 153 to 1073 and encodes 306 amino acids. Gene Ontology annotation, molecular function: RNA polymerase II cis-regulatory region sequence-specific DNA binding; DNA-binding transcription factor activity, RNA polymerase II-specific. Gene Ontology annotation, cellular component: nucleus. The transcript has 2 exons. NCBI's taxonomy places the organism in Eukaryota, Metazoa, Chordata, Actinopteri, Cyprinodontiformes, Rivulidae.
GCUCUCCACGUCAGCCUACGUCUCCAAAUUUCUGCUUGCCGAGCCUGCUUGAAAGAGGCUCGGAGGCUCGGCGCUUCAGAGCCAUGUUCAGGGCGGUUCUAGAGGAGCCGAAGCSCAGCCAAGACGCCUAAGAAGCGGCUCCGCUCGUCGACAUGAUGGAUUUUGACGAACGGGUCCCCGUCGGAUCGAACAUGUAUUUGCCCAGUUGCACUUAUUACGUGUCAGCCGGGGCUGAUUUCUCCGGUCUUCCCUCGUUUUUGUCCCAGACUCCUUCCACGCGCCCCAUGACUUAUUCGUAUUCCUCUAACCUGCCGCAGGUCCAGCCUGUCAGGGAAGUGACAUUCAGGGACUAUGCGGGAAUCGAGGCGUCCGGGAAGUGGGCACACCGGGGCAAUCUGGCCCAGUGCUACCCGGGCGCAGAGGACAUGGUGCACCGGGACUGCUUGUCGGCGCAAACCGCCGUCGUCGGGGACGUGUUUGGGAAGAGCAGCCCCGCGGCUGCCGCCGCCGCCGCCGCCUACCACCACCACCACCAUCACCACCACCACCACACGGGCGCCUCCGCCGCCUCCUCCGCCGCCACCAACUUCUACGGCAACGUGGGCAGGAACGGCGUGCUGCCGCAGGCGUUCGACCAGUUCUACGAGACGGCGUACGGGAACGCGUCGGAGAGCUCCGCGGCGAGCGCCCUCUCCUCCGGGGACAGGACGAGCGCCAAGCAGCCGGAGCAGGCACCGUCCUGCCGGGACUCCGAGGCGAAGGAGCAGCGGGAGGAAACCAGCAGCCCCGAGUUAUCUUCCGGCAACAAUGAGGAGAAAUCCAGCAGCAGCAGCAGCAGUAGUGGACAGAGGAUCCGCAAGAAGAGGUGCCCUUAUUCCAAAUAUCAGAUCAGAGAACUGGAGCGAGAAUUCUUUUUCAGCGUCUACAUCAACAAGGAGAAGCGGCUCCAGCUCUCCCGGAUGCUGAACCUCACCGACCGACAAGUGAAGAUCUGGUUCCAGAACCGCCGCAUGAAGGAGAAGAAGCUGAACAGGGACAGAYUACAGUACUACACGUCCAAUCCUCUGCUUUAGGCGGAGGGGGGGAGGGAGGCCACGAGAGCAGCUCCGGUGGUCCCCCCCGCUGCGUGGGGAUACGUUUACAGACUCACUGACUCUCCUGUAAAUUGGACUUUGUGCGCCACAAUGGCCGCGUCGGCAGCAAUAACGCACUCUCGACGGUUAAUUUCAAGUUCGAGGACAAUAUGAAAUCCUUUGAACUGGAACCGUUUUCUCUGCUGCCCAAUARGAUUUGGCGAAAGCCAUAGCUGAAUGAUUUUUUUGUUUUUGUUUUCAAUCCAUGCGGGGUAUAAAAACAAACUAGCAGUUAUUAAUUGACUGCUUCAGUGUAUUUUGUAAUCAAAAGAUUUAUUAAAUUGUUUAUUUGUGUCUGUUGGUAAAAUCAGAAAAAAAGAGAAUUUAGGUGAAAUCCAACUGGUGUGACCAAAAUCAUGUGUUUCUGUUUUGUGCUUUAUUUAUUUGUAGCCACUYGUUUGCUCUCAUUUAUUGCUGUCCACGACACAAUUACAAGAGGGCUGCUGGGAGUCGGAGCUGACCUCCAAACCAGCUUUUUGUUGUCUCUAAUAUUGCCUGUGUAAAAAGAGAGCGAGAGAGAAAGAGAGCAAUAUAUUUCAUAUCUCUUGAAGCUUUUUUGUUUUAUUUUCUAUUUUCCAAAACUAUCGGUGCAGGCCAAAACCAGAGACAUAAGCUGGGUCCGCGCUGAGUUGCACUGACUUACAAUACAUUCACACAGGUGUGGCGCGUAAAUACGCUGCGGGCCCCCUUUUUUGUCUUAUGGGCUCUAAUGUUAAUUACAUAAAGAUUAAAGAACCAUAAGUUUGUUUACUUGUGGUAUAAAAGUGCAAAAAAAUAUCGUUGAAAUUUUCAAGUGCGCAUUCAGGGUCAUCGCAUUGAAUCAACUGCUUGGUAUGCCCACAUUAUUGUGUAUUAUAUUAUAUUUCCAAAUAAAAUCACGAAAACCUAA